AUGGCGCGGGUCGAGGUCGGAUCCCGGGUGGAGGUCGACCGACCUGGCUUCUGGACGCCCAGGGAGGCUGAGUACGCCUGGGAACUGGGUCGGCGGGUCUGUGAAAGUCACCCGCCCCACUCCAAGGGUCAGGACCUAGCGUCCGUCCGUAGCCUCCCCAGAUCCCAGUGGGCUGCAGAUCACGACUCAGUGCCUGAGUGCAGAGGGUCUGAGUCAGAGUGCCACGCCACCGCAGGAAAAGCCCAGCUGGAAGAGGUCAUGGCCGCUACAGCCCUUACAAGCCUGUCUACCAGCCCCUCUGUCACCUUCAGCAGCCCAGGUGAGAUUCAGAAAUCUAUGCUCAACUAUGGACAGGGUCCAGAACUUCUGCUAUUCCGGGAUACUGAAGCCACCAAGCCUCUAUGGGCUAGAGGAGCUUCUCUCCAAGUCUCCGAGGCCAAAUUCUCCUUGGCACCCCUGCUCCACAAGGCUCACCUGAACAGACAUGGAAGGAGGCCCUGGUUCAUCUCUCAGGCAGCUACAGCAGCAACAGCGGAGGGCUUUAUUCAGGUCACGUUCCAGUGUCUGGGGCAGAGAGGUGGAAAGGUGCCGAGUACAGCAUCUCCAUCAGGGAUGGAGAAACACAUCCACCUGGUGCACCUGCAGAGACAGGCGGAGCCAGAGCAGAGUGAAGGGGAGGAGGACUAUUACUACACAGAGUUGGAUGUUGGCGUGGACAUUCGGGCUGACUCAGGGUCUCCUGCAGUCUCCACCCCACUCACCUUUGCUCAUAUGGAGCUCUUCCCAACCUGCCACAGCCCCUGUGUUUCCAUUCCCCAAGCUCAGCUCUUCAGCUGUUCCACAGGUAUGCCAGUGACCAAGCCUACCAGCAAGGUGAGGCCACAGAUGGACAUUGGCGGCAGGUCUCAGAGCGCUCUAGAGAGAUACAACAGGGGUUGUGGCUCCUUUCAGAGCUGGUGGGCCCCCAUCCACCUGGAGCCACAGCCCACUGAGGCCCAGGCCUACAUACCAGCCCUGCCUGCCGAGCUUGGGGACAACCCGAGGAAGCCCUGGGGUGAUGCCAAGGAGUGCCAGAAAGUGUACUGCAGGGACCACAGGAACCUGUGGUGCACAGCCUGCCAGCGGUUCCUGGACUGA
Molecule: messenger RNA, 1137 nt
Organism: Alexandromys fortis (reed vole)
Lineage: Eukaryota; Metazoa; Chordata; Mammalia; Rodentia; Cricetidae
Gene: Slc2a4rg
Product: SLC2A4 regulator
Exons: 8
Coding region: 1-1137 (378 amino acids)
Biological process (GO): regulation of transcription by RNA polymerase II
Cellular component (GO): nucleus
Molecular function (GO): RNA polymerase II cis-regulatory region sequence-specific DNA binding; DNA-binding transcription factor activity
Source: RefSeq, a predicted model, not a curated record